UUCCAGGUACAAAUUCUUGAUAAGAAGCUGGACUUAAGCAAUGUGCAGUCCCGGUGUGGCUCCAAAGAUAAUAUAAAACAUGUACCCGGUGGUGGAAAUGUUCAAAUUGUGCACAAAAAGAUUGACCUGAGCACCGUUCAGUCUAAAUGUGGAUCGAAAGACAACAUUCGUCACAAACCAGGCGGUGGAAACGUGGAGAUCAAAAACGAGAAGCUGGAGUUUAAAGUUCAGUCCAAGGUCGGUUCUCUUGGAAACAUCGGCCACGUCCCUGGAGGAGGACAGAAAAGGAUUGAGAGCCACAAACUGAGCUUCCGCGAGCAGGCCAGGGCCCGCACCGACCACGGCGCCGAGAUCGUCUCAUUGGAAGACUCCCCCCAACAGCUCAGCACCGUGUCCUCCUCCGGCAGCAUCAACAUGGCCGACUCCCCGCAGCUCUCCACGCUGGCGGACCAGGUGUCCGCCUCCCUGGCCAAACAGGGCUUGUGAAUGCACCCCGGCCGCCCCGCCCUCUCUCCACCGCCACCUCAGAAACACGACCACGUAGACGAGUUGUGAUGCCUUCCUCGUUGUUUUCACAGGACUUUUUUAGCUCCCAUCACUGUUUAUCCUUCACUAACCUUUCAAACAGUUCUCGGGCCAUUCCUAGAAGAGUAAUCAAGAAAAAAAUGGAGCGUAGGCCGAGAUGUCCUUGAUUUCUCUCUGUGGUCUCUGAUCUCUACGUUCGCUAUUAGUUCCACCUUUUCUAGACGUCCCUUUAAGAGUUAAAGCAACCCAGCAGAGCUCCUCGUGAAUCUGAUGAAUUAUUCUUCACAUAUCCUGGUGAAUCUGGUUCAACACUGUAAACCCAUCAGAACGUUGUUUUCAAUGUCCCCCGAGUUUUUUUUAUUUUAUUUUCUUAAGUGAUAAGUAAAACAAGAAUAGCAACCAGGAAAUCGGAGGGAAACGCCGACUGUUCGGGUUCAGUUUGUGCUAAAGCAGAAGGGACAGUUACAGGGUAUAGGUGACGGGCGCGUGAGGAAAAAACGUUAAAAAGAAAAGUAGCAAAAGUUUCUCGUCAAACGCAGAAGAAAAACGCUUUCAGACCUCACUGCGGUCUUCGCUUCGUCCCGACGUGUUCUGCACCUCGAGGUGCUGCAGGUGACGUAACCUGGAUUUUAAAAAAGAAAGAAAAAAAAAGAGAACAGCUAGACUAGAAACUUCGGUUUGUGUGGGGCACCGUUUUAUAAUCGUACUCUGUGGAUAUAUGACAUGUAUUUGAUAUGAAGAAACAUUUGUAUUGUGCCUGCUACUGUCAGUGUUUUUUUUGUUACUGCUCCGUUGUAAACGCGCUGAAGCUCGACGUACGAGAAGGAAAAUUAACCGGUAAGCAUCAAAAGUGUAACGUUCGUGGCCAAAUUAUCCAGAAACAGAAGGAGUUUGUGAUUUACAGUAUUUAAACUGCUGUGCGCACUCACAGCUAGCUAGCCAUGCUCAUCGCGGUUAAGUCUUAAGGCCACUUAUGAGAUAAUGCAAAAUGCUAAGACUGUUAAGCAUUAAGCUAAAACAUGAAGUAAUUCAAUAACUUGAGCUAACGAAUUCAACUUUUCAUGUGUGAGAAGAAUUUAGUUUUAUUUCUUCUCUCACACGUUCACGCUAUGAAAAAAACGAGUAUUUGAAACGGGAAUGAAUACGUACGUGUUGAAAAGCAGAUGGAUGGAAGGUUUGUUGUUUUGCUUUGUUGUAAAUGCGCUAAGCUUGAUGUACGAGGAUGGAAAUUAACCGCAAGUCAGGAAAAGUGCAACAUUGUUCGCAUUCACAGGUAGCUAGCGUUCAUCGUAGUUAAGUUUUAAAACAAGCCACUCAUGAGCUAAUGCUAAAUGCUACACCUGUAUAGCUUGCAAACAGUACCACGAGUGUUGAAGAAUCAAAAAGACUUUUGAUAACAUUAGCUAACAUUGGUUAACAUUAACAACCACAAGCUAGCAAUCAUACCAGGCCAGUGCUAAUUUUCACAAAAUUUACUUUUUCUCGAGACAACUUAGCAUUUAGCUAAAACAUCAGCACAAAUGUGGAAGAAUCAGUCAUUUGAUUACGUGAGCUAACAUUAGCUACCUUAAGCUAGCGGUCCCAGCAAACCAGUGGUGCUAAAUCGAGCGAAGGUGCAUUUUAAUGUUGAACGUGCUGAUAGAUGGAUUUUGGCUAAGUUGAGGUGAGGGAAUUUUUUCUUACUAGUUUUUUUUAAAUGCGCUAAAGUUUGAUGUAUGAAGAAGAAAAUUAGUAUUAAGGCAUUAACGUGUAACGUUCAUGGCAAAAUUAUUCAGAAAGAGACAUUAAAUACAGUAUUUAAUCUGCUGUACGCACUCGCAGGUAGCUAACUACGUUCAUUGUGGCUAAGUCUUAAAGUUAGUUAAAACAGUAGCAUUAGGGAAAAAAGGAUCAAAAAGUAAUUUGACAUUAGCUAACAUUAGCCUCCAGAGGCUAGCGGUCAUACCAGCCAGUGCUAAUUUGAGCGAAGCUGCAUUUCGAGCUCACUGAUUGAACUUGUUUUAUUUCUUGUCGCAAAAGUUACACACUCAAACUUUAAAAGUAUAAAAAACGAGUGUUUUAAAUCACGUAACAUGAAGAUGAACAUGUUGAAAAGCGAAAGCAUGUUGACCGGAGUGGGUCGAGGUGAGAUGAGCGCCGCUAACGGGAGAGAAAGUCAGAUACAGAGACGCAGGAUUCAUCAGGAUGUGGCUCAGCUGGUUGUUUUCACCUUUAACGCUGCGUUCCGUCACAGCUCAGAGCUCGGACUCACCGACCUCUGAGUGCGAAGUUGCGUCUGGAGCGCCCCCUCAAGUAGGAAUCCAAGAUGGCUGCUCCAUGUAUCAACAGUAGUGAAAGUUUUUACUGCUAGCACUUCUAUCGUACACUUAGUACUGUCCAAUUACUGUCUGUAGACGUGUUACUACGGCGUUAGUUAGCGUACUGCGUUAUUACGAAUUUGUUUUGCUAACAAUGGCUAACGACUGUCGACUCGGGGUUUUUCCGGUGCGACGUCAUUCGAGCUCUGAGGUGUAACGGAUCGUAGCAUAACGCUCAAGUUCCUGGCAAAGAAAACGAGACACAGCGUGACCAAAAGUAUGUGGACGCCUGGAUUUUACACCUACUGGUGUUAAUUCGUUUUCUGGGAUAAUUCAACCGGUUGUAUAGAAGACGAAGUUCUAGACUAACUUAAAAAACUCAGAUUAGAGGAAGCUGAUGUUUGUUUUCUUCCCUUGAGCCCUGAAGAUGAUCUAACGACCCCUAGUGGGGAGUCUGGGUAUGGCGCUGGAGUCUCAGCCCUGAUGUUGGUAACCGCUGGUUUGAUUGAUUAUUCUCAGAUUUUCUUAACUGCGACUAAAGAGGCUCAACCUUGAAGAAACCAGAAUCACGAGUUCUGAAGUAAAGUAGGUUGACGGGCUCGUCCACAUAUUUUUGGCCGUACGGUGCAUUUCACAUAAAGGAAGAUUUAUUUACUUUUGUGUUGAAGCUUUUAUUUUGUAUUCUAACAACCAGCUGGAGAUGACCGGUUUCCUCUUUUCGUCAUAUGUUAUCUCACAUUCUCAGAAAACGUCCUAAUGAAUUUUCCUCGUGACUUAAUGAGUGAAACAACUUCUUGCAUGCUCCUCAUGUAAGAGACGGCCGUCUGCUUGUUGCCUCCCUUCACAAAGUGGUCUCUUUGUAUAUCCUGUUUAUAUCUAUGCUUCUGGUAGAAUAUGCUGACUAAAAAAAAAAAGGCAAGGUGUGUGUGAGGUGAUUAACUUCACACUCAGGUUGUGAUGAAGUCCCACAAUUUGCUCCCACCUCUGUAUGUGCAACAAGUUGCUGACAUAGAUAUAAAACUGUAUUUUAUCUCUAUGGUUGCAAAGACGCUUCUUUAAUUUAAAAAGAAACAGACACAUGAGAUUUUAAAAGGUGCAACGCUACAUUAUCUGCAUGCUACAGUAAAUUCACGGUUCUCUUUUCCAUUGAUCGGCCACAUCGGACAGAGAGUGCAGGGCAGACGAGAGGAGUCGAGCGUUAAAGGUUUGAGCGCCGCCUCCUCUCUGUGCUGGACCUCUGCACCGGAGGCGUUUCUGCAGUGAGAGAAACUCGUCACCUCUUUUUUGGUUUCAUUCUGACGCUGUACAGUUGUGGAAAUGUGAUUGUUCUCGUUACUGUGCAUUUGAUCAAUAACUGGUUUAUGAUGAUUCUUGUUGCUGUAUAUGUGUAUUUGAAAAUAAAUGCUAUGAAGUCAC
Molecule: messenger RNA, 4238 nt
Organism: Paralichthys olivaceus (Japanese flounder)
Lineage: Eukaryota; Metazoa; Chordata; Actinopteri; Pleuronectiformes; Paralichthyidae
Source: RefSeq, a predicted model, not a curated record